Messenger RNA from Panicum virgatum (switchgrass), 1077 nucleotides. Its product is annotated as DEAD-box ATP-dependent RNA helicase 8-like. The record is from RefSeq and is a predicted model, not a curated record. The transcript is spliced from 6 exons. Gene Ontology annotation, molecular function: RNA helicase activity; mRNA binding; ATP binding. Gene Ontology annotation, biological process: cytoplasmic stress granule assembly; P-body assembly. Lineage: Eukaryota; Viridiplantae; Streptophyta; Magnoliopsida; Poales; Poaceae. Gene Ontology annotation, cellular component: cytoplasmic stress granule; P-body. The coding region runs from base 1 to 1077 and encodes 358 amino acids.
AUGAGCGCAUCCUCCAGUUCACAAGAUUGGAAGGAUCAGCUGAAGCUUCCACCUCCAGAUACACGCUACAGAACAGAGGAUGUUACUGCAACCAAGGGAGAUGAAUUCGAAGACUAUUUUCUGAAACGUGAACUUCUUAUGGGGAUAUAUGAAAAAGGAUUUGAAAGGCCUUCACCUAUCCAAGAAGAAUGCAUCCCUAUUGCACUAACUGGUAGUGACAUUCUUGCAAGAGCAAAAAAUGGAACAGGCAAAACUGCUGCAUUUUGUAUACCUGCACUAGAAAAGAUUGACCAAGACAAAAAUGCUAUUCAAGUUGUCAUAUUAGUCCCUACAAGGGAAUUGGCUUUACAAACUUCGCAAGUCUUCUGCAAAGAACUUCGGAAACACUUGAGAAUUCAAGUAAUGGUCACUACUGGAGGAACCAGCCUAAAGGAUGAUAUUAUUCGGCUUUAUCAACCUGUUCAUCUACUAGUUGGGACACCUGGUCGAAUUUUGGACCUUACAAAGAAAGGCAUGUGCGUGCUGAAGGAUUGUUCUAUGCUUAUAAUGGAUGAGCUGCAGCCUGCAGGCCACCGUUACUUCCAACAUGUCAGCCUUUUUUUUAUCUACCCUAUCUUCUUCACGGACACGCCCCUGCGGCCCUGCCCGUGCCCCCUCCAUGGCCAUCGUGGCCGCUUUGGUAGCUCACCAUCGCGCCGGUCGCUGCGGCACCUCUGCCACGCAUCCGCCCGCCCAGUGCUGGCUGUGGCGCGCCUCCAGCAGCCUCCGCCCGUCCCCCGCUGGCCGCGGCCGCGGCCGCGCGCCACCGCGCUGGCCUCCGUGCCACCCACCUCCGGGCGCGGCGCGCCGCUUCUUCGCCCGCUCUGCGCUGCCUCGUUCGCACUUGCCCCACUGCUCGUCGCGCCGCCUCGGGCCUUGCUCGCCCUGCUCCGCCGGCCAUGCUCGCCCGGCCUCGCCGUCGGGCGAGCAGCGCGCAUCCACCUCCGUCGCGGCCCUGGGUCGCUGCAGUGCAGCACCUUGAGCGCGUUCCCUGUUCCCGCGCCCCAGGAGCGAGGACGAGCUCAACCGGCGGCCUAG